Molecule: messenger RNA, 1295 nt
Organism: Syngnathus acus (greater pipefish)
Lineage: Eukaryota; Metazoa; Chordata; Actinopteri; Syngnathiformes; Syngnathidae
Gene: arl3b
Product: ADP ribosylation factor like GTPase 3b
Exons: 6
Coding region: 141-689 (182 amino acids)
Biological process (GO): cilium assembly
Cellular component (GO): cytoplasm; microtubule cytoskeleton
Molecular function (GO): GTPase activity; GTP binding
Source: RefSeq, a predicted model, not a curated record
GGGGAUAAUAUCAUUAAAGUGUUUUCCAAGCACUUUAGCGGCUUGAUAAUAGCCACUUACUCGGGCGCGUUCCUGUGCGAGUGACGUCAUCGUCCUUAGUAACCCUCCGCGGCGGCGUCUCCACGACACAAGACAACAAGAUGGGAUUGCUGUCAAUCCUGCGCAAACUGAAGAGCACACCAGACCAGGAGGUGAGGAUAUUGCUGCUGGGCCUGGACAACGGCGGGAAGACCACCCUGCUCAAGCAGCUGGCCUCCGAGGACAUCAGCCACAUCACCCCCACCCAGGGCUUCAACAUCAAGAGCGUCCAGUCGCAAGGCUUCAAACUCAACGUUUGGGACAUUGGCGGCCAGAGGAAGAUCAGGCCCUACUGGAGGAACUACUUUGAAAACACUGACAUGCUCAUUUAUGUCAUCGACAGCGCUGACAGGAAAAGAUUUGAGGAGACGGGGCAGGAACUGGCCGAGCUGCUGGACGAGGAAAAGCUGAGCGGUGUGCCCGUGCUGAUCUUCGCCAACAAGCAGGACCUCCUGACGGCGGCGCCGGCCUCCGAGAUCGCCGAGGGCCUCAACCUGCACACCAUCCGUGACCGCAUCUGGCAAAUCCAGUCAUGCUCCGCCCUCACCAGCGAGGGUAUCCAGGAGGGCAUGAACUGGGUGUGCAAGAGCGUCAACUCCAAGAAGAAGUAGCUCGUCUUUUCAGUCGUCUUCUCCUCAGGAGGACGUGCGGCAACGUCUCCUGAGCCUUAAACACUCCGGGGUACAACUUGUGAAUGUACACACUACAACGAAUCCAACAAAGAGGGUUUUUAACUGCUGCAUUCCCGCCCGUCACACUUUUAACUAUUUCCGUCGAGCUGCUGUCUUUCAAGAGGAAGAUUGAAAGUCAAAGUGUGUCAUUCUUUUCGAAUCGUUCCACGUGCGCUUUCAUGGCUCUGUUUGACGUGAGGUCUUCUAUUUUUGUAAGCGUUUUAUUUAUGGCAGAGUUAAGUAGAGUGUGCUUUCACCACCCUAAACCCACGUAAGAACGAUACUGUAUAUGAUAUGUAUAAAAAGAAAUUAGAUGAAUUAGAGGCGUUUUUAAAUCCACUGUAAAUAGUGUGGGGAUCCCCCCCUCCCCUCCUGCGUUCGUAUCUUUUAUGCGCAUUACUCGGCUCUAUUUUGUAGUCCUCAUACUGUACCUGCAGAUUGUUUUUGUUUCACUUCUGUGACAUUUUUUGGGAUUUAGAUUGAUAUUCUCGAAUGUAAUCUGUGCUAAAGGUACUGUAUGUGAAUAAAAGAAAGAAAGAAAAAGUG